AUGGUGGAAAUAAAACUUUUUAUCGCCAUCAAGCCCUUAAGAUAUGAUUCUCAAUUAAUUAGAGUCGAUGUUCAUCCCAAAACUUCUAUAAAAAGUCAUAACAUAAAAGGAAUCAAUAAUGAAAAAAGUAAGAAGAUUAGAACAAUUGCAAUGCAAAACUUCGUCAGUGUAGAAAUAAUUUUUCACGAGUGA
Messenger RNA from Clunio marinus, 192 nucleotides. NCBI's taxonomy places the organism in Eukaryota, Metazoa, Arthropoda, Insecta, Diptera, Chironomidae. The record is from the annotation of a GenBank genome assembly.